Closterium sp. NIES-67 is the source of this 252-nucleotide messenger RNA. The record is from the annotation of a GenBank genome assembly. NCBI's taxonomy places the organism in Eukaryota, Viridiplantae, Streptophyta, Zygnematophyceae, Desmidiales, Closteriaceae.
UGCAUGGCUUGGCAGCAGUGCAUGGCUUGGCAGCAGUGUGUGGCUUGGCAGCCGUGCGUGGCUGGGCAGCAGUGUGUAGCUGGGCAGCAGAGCGGGGCUUGGCAGCAGUGCCUAGCUAGGCAGCAGUGCCUAGCUAGGCAGCAGUGCCUAGCUUGGCAGCAGUGCCUAGCUUGGCAGCAGUGCGUGGCUUGGCAGCAGUGUGUGGCUUGACAGCAGUUCGUGGCUUGGCAGCAGUGCGUGGCUUGGCAGCAG